AUGAUCAACUUAGCGAGAUCGCCAAUGACUAUCCUCAUAUGGAUAGGUAUCACAUUCCUCAACAUUCUACCUUAUCUCUGUGCGCUUCACCUCUCUACCUCACUCUCACAAAUCUAUCUUGGAACCAACUUCUGUCCAACUUCGUCCUAUCUACUUUCAUACGCAGUUGUAGAAUCCGUCUUCUUACUGUAUUCUAGCAUUUCAACGACUCCCCAAGGUGUCCGAAGGGAAAUUUCCAAUGAAUCGAGGAGGAAGCUGUUCUCAGAGGCAAUGCACGCUUUAGAAGGACAAGGGAAAGAAGGUGUUGAUGAAUGGUUAAAAGGAUGGUUUCGUAAACCCUCAGUCGAAAUGUCAAUUUGGCAACGAAUGUUUGCCGUUCCAUCGAUGAAAGAACGGCUUGUGUAUCCGACAUUGCAAGUUGAAUCAGAGAAAGUUAUGCAAUUGAAAAGAGGGAAUGUAGAAGAAUUGUUAUGUGGCAUAUUCUUCAAUUCGAGUCUUGAGACAGUCUUGUCUACUCCAUUGCUACAUCACAAUUUAACGUCAAUGAUACACUCAAUUGAGAUCAAGAGAAAUUUCAGAUUUAAAUCGGGAUACGAUAAAUCACUUGAACCCAUACGUCCAAACUCAGACGCCAAGCCGAUAUCUUUCCCUUCCACAAUCGGACAUAGACCGUUGAUGGUCUAUCUGAGUGUAGCGUUAUUGGAUGGCUUAUUCAAUUGGAUUAUGUGGAUUAUAGGGUUUAGUAAAUCGAAACAAGGUUGGUAUCAUCCCGGUUUGGGAAAUCCAGGUUCAGGUGUAAUCUCUCAUUUCUACAAGGCAUUAAUUGGACCGGCAUCGUCGUCGCCACUCAGAUCAUACACUAAAAACGAAGAGCAACGAGAAGAAAACCGUGGACUUGGCCCUAUAAUCUUGAUUCCUGGAUUGGCAGGGCCUUCUUUCCUCCUUCACCUGAUCAUUCCAUUAUUGACCCUCGAAAGACCAAUGUUGAUAGUUGAUCAACCUCAUCUGUCACUUCGAUUAUUCCGUAAAUCUGCUCCUACCCUUGAAGACCUAUCUGAAAGUAUUAAGAUAUCAUUGAAAUCAAGAGGACACGACUUGGAACGGGGUGGAAGUAUCAUAAUAGCUCAUUCCCUUGGAUCAGCAUUAGCAUCCACGUUAACGAAUCAAUCAUUUUCGACAAUAAGAGAAAACAGAAUUGAUGUUAUACUUUUAGAUCCAAUAUCAGUCUUACUUACACAUUCGCAUCUCUGUCGUACGAUAUAUGUACCUUCGCAAGACAAAGGAGCGAUGGAGAUGUUAGUUGGAUAUUUUACUAGAGAAAGAGGUAUGGCAAGGUAUCUUUCAAACGAGUUUCAUCCUUUUGAAGCUUUCUUAUCGCUUCGUUCAAAUGAUGUUAAAUGCGGGUCCAGCCAGGAAGGUAGCAGCCAGGAAGGUAGAGGACAGCUGAAAGUCGUUCUUUCCAGAAGAGAUCACUUACUGCCCAUCGAAGAGAUACGGAAUCAUUGUGAAAGGAAUCAAGUUGAUUGUGAGAUAUUAGAAGAAGUUGGCCAUGGAGGCUGGUUAUUGCAUCCGUCUUCUUACAGCAAAGUGUUUAACGGAAUAAAAAUGAUUGUUUUGAGUUCGAACAAUUGUACAGACGAAGGCAUGGAAAUAAGGAGUACGAAAGAAACCGAAUCAGAUGAACCAGAAUUGAAAUCCGACAUGUCGAUACAUACUUCCAACUCAAUCAAUAUGGGAAUGGUCCGGAAUAGAUCUAGAUCUCUCAUACAGUCAUCAUUUGCUACAAUACACCUAACUCGAGCGUCUUCGAAAUCCACAUCCACGAUUCGCGAGGAGAACACAAAGAUGGGAAGAAUAAGAAGUAAAACGAUGUUCUCACGAAAGCAGCCCAUCCUUUUCGCACAUGUCGAUACGAUGUCAGAUCAGCAACAACACUUCUCAAUGAGCAGACAAUGUUCUGCGAUUGGUAUGAACAGGACUAUGAGCAUAACAAGGUUCAAAGGGAUAGCUCAUUUUGGUGAGACAUCCGUGGGUGUUUGGCAGUAA
Molecule: messenger RNA, 2046 nt
Organism: Kwoniella shivajii
Lineage: Eukaryota; Fungi; Basidiomycota; Tremellomycetes; Tremellales; Cryptococcaceae
Exons: 2
Coding region: 1-2046 (681 amino acids)
Source: RefSeq, a predicted model, not a curated record